Odocoileus virginianus texanus is the source of this 4915-nucleotide messenger RNA. The record is from RefSeq and is a predicted model, not a curated record. NCBI's taxonomy places the organism in Eukaryota, Metazoa, Chordata, Mammalia, Artiodactyla, Cervidae.
AACUUCCAUCUCUGGCUCUUCCCGGCUGGGAGCGACAGCCCCAGGCGGUACCCCAGCCGUCUCUCCUCCUGCCAACCGCCCCUAACCUCUUCUUGUCUCGCCUACACUUUUGUGCUUCAGCAUCUCUUUCCUUAAAACCCUCUCUCUCCUCCGCUCCCCUCCCCUUCUCCUUCCUUCUGUGUGCCGCCCAGCACUCCAGUCCCCCCGGAGGGAAGCCUGAAGGGGUCUGUGGGGCACUGCUUGAGUGCUACAUGGAUCCCAGCUUACAUCUGUAGCUACAGAGGACACCUAUGGAGCACUCACACGGGACCAGGCUUGUCUAGGCACCUUACCUGAAUUAACUCCUCCUAAUUUAGUUUAAUCCUAAUUUCCCGCCCUGGGACAGGUAGUGUUACUCUCGAUUAGGAAGGAGUGAAGUGAGGCAUGGAGUAGUUAUGUAACUUGCUCUAGGGGAUUCAGAUCGAGGAUGGGAGAUUCCAGAGUCCUAACUCUUAACCUAGCUGUUAAACUGGGCCUGAAGGUAAACCCGGCUUCCCGCUCCUAGGUGCCUGCCCUUGACUUUCACCAUCUCUUUCCCCAGGGCCCUGUCUUUGCAGGGCUCACUCUUGUGUGAACACUCCAAGAACCUGUGUGUGUGUUUGUGCAGCAGCACAUGCAUGUGUAGUUGUGCUCGUGCAGGUGUACAGCUGUGGAGUACCGCAGAGCCAGAGUGGGGUCAGGAUAGCACAUUCUUGUGGGCUACGGUGAUGAGGAUGGUGAUGGGACUGAUGACAAAUGCUUGGUCUGUUACUGACCAUGAUGGAUAUCUGCAGGGGACAUGCGUGUUGGUGGCAUAUGUCAGGUGAUAUUAUCUUGAUCUGACUUGGAUCUGUCUCUGAUGGGGACCUGACUGAGGUGAUCCAUGCUUCAUGUGGGUGAUGGCUGUGUGUGUCACUUGACUGCUGUGUGUGGAGAUGGCACAGCGCAGUGGCAUGGGCUGCUGGACAUCAUGGAAAUUUAACAGGCUUGACAGCUUGUGAGGGUGUGCACACCUCAACCCCUGCUGGCACCUGCCCCAUCCUGGUACCAGUGAACAGAGCAGGAGCCGGCAGCCAUCCCUGCUCCUCUGUUAGCCUUUGGAGGCUCUCUCUCCCCAGAGGCUGGGUUGGGCUGCAUCCCUAAGAUCAGCUUGGACCAGCAGCCAGAUCCGUGACUGUGUCUGCAGUAUGGGGGACAUUCUGCACCCUGCCUACUUCCACAGAAGGGUCAGAAGAGACAGACAACAAAAACUCCUCCCCAAAGGACUCUUACUGACAUGGCAACCAUAAAGAGAGCAGCCCUUUCCUUUGUCCCAUGGAGGCUUCCAGAGGAAGUGACUACCAUGACAGGAACCUGGCACUGUUUGAGGAAGAGCUGGACAUCCGGCCAAAGGUGUCAUCUCUUCUGGGCAAGCUCGUCAGCUACACCAACCUCACACAGGGCGCCAAGGAGCAUGAGGAGGCUGAGAGUGGAGAGGGUGCCCGUCGGAGAGCAGCCAAGGCACCCAGCAUGGGCACCCUCAUGGGGGUGUACCUGCCCUGCCUGCAGAACAUCUUUGGGGUUAUCCUCUUCCUGCGGCUGACCUGGAUGGUGGGCACGGCCGGCGUGCUGCAGGCCCUCCUCAUUGUGCUCAUCUGCUGCUGCUGUACCUUGCUGACGGCCAUCUCCAUGAGCGCCAUUGCCACCAAUGGUGUGGUUCCAGCUGGGGGCUCCUAUUUCAUGAUCUCCCGCUCGCUGGGGCCAGAAUUUGGAGGUGCCGUGGGCCUGUGCUUCUACCUGGGAACAACAUUUGCGGCAGCCAUGUACAUCCUAGGGGCCAUUGAGAUCUUGCUGACCUACAUUGCCCCUCCAGCCGCCAUUUUUUACCCAACAGGCACUCAUGACACAUCGAGUGCCACCUUGAACAAUAUGCGGGUAUAUGGGACCAUUUUCCUGACCUUCAUGACCCUAGUGGUAUUCGUUGGUGUCAAGUAUGUGAACAAAUUUGCCUCACUCUUCCUGGCCUGUGUGAUCAUCUCCAUCCUCUCCAUCUAUGCUGGAGGCAUCAAGUCUAUUUUUGACCCUCCUGUGUUUCCAGUAUGUAUGCUGGGCAACAGGACACUGUCCCGGGACCAGUUUGAUGUCUGCGCCAAGACGACCGUGGUAGACAAUGAGACAGUGGGCACCCAGCUCUGGAGCCUCUUCUGCCACAGCCCCAACCUCACAGCUGAGGCCUGCGACCCCUACUUCCUGCUCAACAAUGUGACUGAGAUCCCCGGCAUCCCUGGUGCAGCUGCCGGUGUACUCCAGGAAAACCUGUGGAGCGCCUACUUGGAGAAGGGUGAGGUCGUGGAGAAGCAUGGGCUGCCCUCCAGGGAUGCCCUUGGCCUGAAGGAGAGCCUGCCCCUGUACGUGGUGGCUGACAUCGCCACGUCCUUCACUGUGCUGGUUGGCAUCUUCUUCCCCUCAGUAACAGGCAUCAUGGCUGGUUCCAACCGCUCUGGGGACCUCCGAGACGCGCAGAAGUCCAUCCCAGUGGGGACCAUUCUGGCCAUUGUUACCACUUCCCUUGUCUACUUCAGCAGCGUGGUUCUCUUCGGUGCUUGCAUCGAGGGUGUGGUCCUCCGGGACAAGUACGGCGAUGGUGUCAGCAGAAACCUGGUGGUGGGCACGUUAGCCUGGCCUUCGCCCUGGGUCAUCGUUAUCGGCUCCUUCUUCUCCACUUGUGGUGCCGGCCUGCAGAGCCUAACUGGGGCACCACGCCUAUUGCAGGCUAUCGCCAAGGACAACAUCAUCCCUUUUCUCCGGGUUUUCGGCCAUGGCAAGGCAAAUGGUGAACCGACGUGGGCCCUCCUCCUGACAGCACUCAUCGCUGAGCUGGGCAUCCUCAUUGCCUCCCUGGACAUGGUGGCCCCCAUUCUGUCCAUGUUCUUCCUGAUGUGCUACCUGUUUGUGAACCUCGCCUGUGCUGUGCAGACACUCCUGAGGACCCCCAACUGGCGGCCUCGGUUCAAGUACUAUCACUGGGCACUGUCCUUCCUGGGCAUGAGCCUCUGCCUGGCCUUGAUGUUUGUCUCCUCCUGGUACUACGCCCUGGUCGCCAUGCUCAUCGCUGGCAUGAUCUACAAGUACAUUGAGUACCAAGGGGCUGAGAAGGAAUGGGGCGAUGGGAUCCGAGGCCUGUCCCUGAGCGCCGCCCGCUAUGCCCUGUUGCGGCUAGAGGAGGGCCCUCCUCAUACCAAGAACUGGCGGCCUCAGCUACUGGUGCUGCUGAAGCUAGAUGAGGACCUUCACGUGAAGUACCCGCGGCUCCUCACUUUUGCCUCCCAGCUUAAAGCCGGCAAGGGCCUGACCAUCGUCGGUUCUGUCAUCCAGGGCAGCUUCUUGGAGAGCUACGGCGAGGCCCAGGCUGCUGAGCAGACAAUCAAGAACAUGAUGGAGAUUGAGAAGGUGAAGGGCUUCUGCCAGGUGGUGGUGGCCAGCAAGGUGCGGGAGGGGCUGGCCCACCUCAUCCAGUCUUGCGGCCUGGGAGGCAUGAGGCACAACACCGUGGUGCUGGGCUGGCCCUAUGGCUGGCGACAGAGUGAGGACCCACGCGCCUGGAAGACCUUUAUUGACACCGUGCGCUGCACCACAGCUGCCCACCUGGCCCUGCUCGUGCCCAAGAACAUCGCCUUCUACCCCAGCAACCAUGAGCGCUACCUGGAGGGCCACAUUGACGUGUGGUGGAUUGUCCACGAUGGCGGCAUGCUCAUGCUCCUGCCCUUCCUGCUGCGCCAGCACAAGGUUUGGAGGAAAUGCCGGAUGCGCAUCUUCACGGUGGCCCAGAUGGACGACAACAGCAUCCAGAUGAAGAAGGAUCUGGCCAUCUUCCUAUAUCACCUACGUCUCGAGGCAGAGGUGGAGGUGGUGGAGAUGCACAACAGCGACAUCUCUGCAUAUACCUACGAGCGGACACUGAUGAUGGAGCAGCGCUCCCAGAUGCUGCGGCAGAUGAGGCUGACCAAGACAGAGCGGGAACGAGAGGCCCAGCUAGUCAAGGACCGGCACUCGGCCCUGCGGCUGGAGAGCCUGUACUCGGAUGAGGAGGAUGAGUCUGCAGCUGGGACUGACAAGAUCCAGAUGACAUGGACCCGGGACAAGUACAUGGCCACGGAGCCCUGGGACCCCAGCCACACGCCCGACAACUUCCGGGAACUGGUGCAUAUUAAGCCGGACCAGUCUAAUGUGCGGCGCAUGCACACGGCCGUGAAGCUCAAUGAAGUCAUUGUCACACGCUCCCAUGAUGCCCGCCUGGUCCUACUGAACAUGCCUGGCCCACCCAAGAACAGCGAGGGUGAUGAGAACUACAUGGAGUUCCUGGAGGUGCUGACUGAGGGCCUCGAACGAGUGCUGUUGGUACGUGGUGGUGGCCGUGAAGUCAUCACCAUCUACUCCUGAGCCCAGUACAGACUUGUGGCUUAGAGUGAAGGUGUCCAGGGUAACACACAGCCCCCCUCCAGCACCCACCUGCCAGCCCCUUUGCCUGGCCUCACCCUGGACCCAGCUUUACUAGGUCUCCUUGGAGCCUGGCCCAGACCUGGCCAUGGAGAUGGAUCCGAGGUCCCGCAGGACCCUGAGAGGUUCGGGGACUUGCCCGUCCAGCACGCCAAGAUGCCUGUCCUGACUGGAGAAGACUGGUGGGGGCUGAUGUGGGGAUUGAAGGCAGCUGACCCGGGAGCGCUAUUUAUUGCAUAUUUAUUGUUUGGAUGUCACCAUCAGAGAGGAAGGGAAGGGUGACGAGGGAGGGAUCCGGCCCAGCCCGCCUGCAGGAAGAUCUGACUCAGCUCCUGUGGGCGGGGACCCCCACCAAGCCAAGUUGAAUGGAACCAGCCAGCUGAAGCCUGACUUUUUUCAAUAAAACAUUGUGUACUUCUGG